AUGUCAUCUAAACAUUUACUGCAAAAAAGACAAAGAACGGCUGUUAAUGAAUAUUUAAAACAAAAAAUAUGUGAAUAUAGUCAAAAUAAUCCUAAUCAAAGACAAAUAGAUAUAGCAACCCAUUUUAAUUCUCAAGAUCCCAAUUUAAAAUUAGAUCGAAUCUGGGUCAAACAAGUUACUAAUAGUGAAAUAUUUUUAACUGAACUAAUGAUUAAAGAACAGGUAGCGGAUUUUGCAAAAGCUUUGAACCUGGGUGAAGAUGCUUUAAAAUUUUCAAAUGGAUAG
Molecule: messenger RNA, 285 nt
Organism: Racocetra persica
Lineage: Eukaryota; Fungi; Glomeromycota; Glomeromycetes; Diversisporales; Gigasporaceae
Source: the annotation of a GenBank genome assembly